AUGCACCAGCUGUUUUCUCCUCUUGCAGCUCGAGCCUAUGACGCAGCACUUCUCUGUCUCAAAGGAUCUUCAGCUAAUAAUCUCAACUUCCCAGAGAUCUCAUCUUCUCUCUACACUACCAACAAUGAUGAUAACAACAACAUUAUUAACAUGUCUCCUAAGACCAUACAGAGAGUAGCAGCCGCUGCUGCCAACACGGAUCCUUCUUUCUCCUCUGUCUCUAUUUCAUCUCCAUUGCUUUCCUCAUCUCCAUCUGAAGAUCUCUAUGAUGUUAUCUCCAUGUCUCAGUAUGACCAACAAGUAGUUUCCUUGUCUGAAUCAUCAUGGUACAAUUGUUUUGACGGGGAUGAUCAGUUCAUGUUGCCGUAUUUGACAACACCACCUGCUGAUGAUUUCUUUGAGGAAGGAGAUAUCAGACUAUGGAAUUUCUGUUGA
Thlaspi arvense is the source of this 435-nucleotide messenger RNA. The record is from the annotation of a GenBank genome assembly. Lineage: Eukaryota; Viridiplantae; Streptophyta; Magnoliopsida; Brassicales; Brassicaceae.